GGUCAACAGCAGCGGAAUAGAGGUACAUUGACGUACGUUAUCGUUCUCACUCAGGUCGGCGCCAGUCAUCAUGGUCACCGAAUUGUUCAGUAAUUCACUCAGACACUGUCAGCGCUUUUGGGUUGCAUCUGGUGACUUUUGGCAGUCAAACUGGGUUUGGGCCCUGGACACUUUUGGUAGCCAGGAUGAUGAAACUACUUAUAUCUAUGGUUUGACCUUUGUGACCAUGGCCAUAUACUGGGGUCUUGGAUUCGGAUAUAUUCUCAUGGAUUUGAGCAAAUGGCCAAAGUUUUUACAAAAAUAUAAAAUUCGGCCAGGCACCAACGAGCCCUUUGAUGUCUCCAAAUUCAUUCGAGGUGUGCUGCAAAGCUUAUUCAACCAAAUUGUAGUUGGCAUCCCAGUUGCUUACUUUGCCUACAAACUGAUGCUAUGGCGGGGGAUGCCGCCGAUCCGCGUGCUACCCACCUUCCAGAGGCUGCUCUUUGAUCUGCUGGCCUUCGUCCUGACUGCAGAGUUUAAUUUUUACUACAGUCAUAGGAUGCUGCACCACAAGUCUGUCUACAAAUAUUUCCACAAGAAGCACCACGAGUGGACGUAUCCGGUGUCUGUGAUGGCUAUCUGCUGUCACCCUGUGGAGCACUGCUUUUUAAACAUGUUCACCGUUCUCUUGGGGCCCUUCCUGCUGGGCUCGCACAUGGCCACCAGCCUCGCCUUUUUGGUCAUGGCCAUGCUCCUCAUUCUGCACGACCACAGCGGUUUCCACUUGCCGUUCGCCUACUCUUCGCAGUUCCACAUUUUCCACCACCUCAGAAUAAACCAAUGCUUCGGCGUCAUCGGUCUUUUGGAUUGGCUGCAUGGUACAGACAUCAUUUUCAGGAGAUCCACGGCCUUCAAACGCCAUGUGGUACUCACCGGUAUCACAUCCACCAGGGAACUGUACCCGGAUUAAGGAUUUAAAAGAAAAGAGUUCUUGUUGAUUUCAAAAGCAUUUCAUAGAAUACGAAUUAAAAAAAUGAAUGAAAUAGGCUAUAUAACAUUGCUUCUGUGCUACUCAAAAUAAAAUCAGGAACUCAAUCAGCCCCAACAUAUUAUGGCCUCGCACAGCUCAAGAAAUUGGAGAACAAAAUUUUAAAUUAAAUAUAUAGGAUGUAAAUCAAUGUUUCCAAACAUUUAUCAGAAAUUUGGUCAGGUACCCAUUUUAUUAUUGUGUUAUAACUGACUGGAUUUAAAGCUCAAAAAGUUAUUCAAUGCUCUUUAUGCAUGUUAUAAGCUUUUUUAUCCAAGAGCGAUAACGACUUAAUUUACAUCGAACAAUGCAGUAAAACAUCUUCCAGGAGGGACAUUAGAAAUUAAUCAAUUCGAGUUUUGACAAAUCACGUCUUCGCCUUCACAAACUGCGCAGCUGAGCAGACCUGUAAUGCGAGUUGCAUACUUAGAUCAAUCACUAACGUACCUACGCCAAAAUUCAACCAGGGUAAGAGCCAGAAUAGCUGAAAUUAUAAAAUAAUUGCAAAGCUGGAAAAAAGUUAAUAUUUCAUCACAUUCAGGAAAAUUCAACGAAACUAAAAAUAUGUGCAUUUAAAGUCCAUUUGUGUCUAGAAACUCAUACCACAACAAAAAAUAUUUAUGAUCUCUUGUCUAUUCCAUAUUGAUUGAU
This is a messenger RNA of Cloeon dipterum, 1657 nucleotides long. RefSeq names its product fatty acid hydroxylase domain-containing protein 2-like. Lineage: Eukaryota; Metazoa; Arthropoda; Insecta; Ephemeroptera; Baetidae. The transcript is spliced from 5 exons. Gene Ontology annotation, cellular component: endoplasmic reticulum membrane. Gene Ontology annotation, biological process: sterol biosynthetic process. The coding region runs from base 71 to 949 and encodes 292 amino acids. The record is from RefSeq and is a predicted model, not a curated record. Gene Ontology annotation, molecular function: iron ion binding; C-4 methylsterol oxidase activity.